UACUACCAUGAUGAGGCUUGGAAUGAGUAUACUGCUCCAGACGGUCGUAAAUACUACUACAAUUCCAUUACACAAGAGAACACCUGGGAUAAACCUCAGGUUUUGAUUGAUAAAGAAGGUAUAGGAACGACAUCUGGAGUACAGCACGACGCAAUUGCUGAGGCACAAGCAAAGGCACAAGCUGCUUUAGCAGAGUAUCUCGCUCAGAGUAAGAAUAAUACUGCACAACAACAAUAUCAGCCUCCGGCAAAAAAAGUGGAAGAGAAGAAAGACAACACGCGUCCAAUCAGUAGUACACCAGUAAGUGGUACAGCAUGGUGUGUUGUAUGGACAGGUGAUGGGAAGGUAUUCUUCUAUAAUCCAUCAACAAAAACGUCUGUGUGGGAAAGACCUCCGGAAAUGUAUGGUAGAGCUGAUGUUGAUUUACUAGUCAGCAAAUGUCCCGAAAUAAAAAAAGAACAACAGAAGAGUGUUGGAGACUCAGACGAAGGUUCUGACGAUGAGGAGGGAGAAGAUGGAGAGCCAGCAAAGAAAAAAAGUAGAUCAGAGCGCAAAAAGGCGGCUCUCCUAGCUCAGCAGAAAAAAGAAAAGGAAAAACCAGUGCGUCAGAUGCUUGAGAAGCCUGUGGAUCCAGCUGUUGCUGCCGAACUGCAGGCUCAACGUGAUCGCGAAAAGCUACCUUUGGAAGAACGUCUUCUACAGUUCAAAACAAUGCUGGGGGAAAAAGGUGUUGCCACUGGCAGUACAUUCGAAAAAGAGCUGUCAAAGAUUGUCUUUGACCCUAGAUAUUUGCUGUUGAGUGCCACGGAGCGAAGAGCGUGCUUUGAUGCUUACGUUCGCGAGAAACUUGAGCAUGAACGUGCUGAAAAGAAGCGUCGCAUGAAGGAAGCAAAGGAGAAGUUCCAAGAGUUGCUCGCGGAAGCAGAGUUGCAUGGAAAAUCGUCGUUCUCUUCGUUUGGUUCAAAAUUUGGCAAAGACCCUCGUUUCAAAGCUGUGGAGAAGAUGCGUGAUCGUGAAGAUCUUUUCAAUGAAUUUGUCGGAGAAUUACAUAAAAAGGAAAAGGAAGAACGAAGAGAGAAGAAGGAAAAGAAAGAUUACCUAGCAAUGCUUGCUGAACAAACGAGUUUCACUCGGAAGACAAAAUGGUCGUCGGCAAAAAAGUUACUCGAGAACGACGAACGUUUUAAAGCUGUUGAAAGUUCUUCAUCAAGAGAGCAGAUGUUUCGUGAUCACGUUGAGAAACUUGGUGACGAGAGCUUAUCAGAUAUUGAAGAAGAAGCUGAACGCGAGAAACGUCUAGCAGCCGAUGCUGCGAUUGCUGCAAGACAGCGCGAAGUGGAAGCCGAACUAGGAGACAAGCUUCGUGAGCGGGAUCUUGAAAGUGAACGACAUCGUUUACAGGAGCACCAAGAGCGCUUCAAUGCGCUCCUUGUAGAUUUGGUGAAGUCUGCAGAAGCAACAUGGCACGAAGCUAGGCGUAUUCUUCGAAAAGAUGAGCGCUACGCAGAAUGUGACUUGUUGGACAAGGAGAAGAAAGAAAACGCAUUUAACGAACAUGUACGUAAUCUUGAAAAGAAGCGGCGUGAUGCGUUCUUUGCUGUACUGGACGAGCAUUCAAAAAUUACUACUCAAACACGAUGGAAAGAGGCGCGACGUAUUAUUCAAGACGAGGAGGAGACGUUUUCGAAAGUCGCUAGCAAUAGUGAAAGAAAAGUCGAGCGGGAUUAUAGAGACUGGCAAGAAAUGCGACACGACAAUGCGGUGCGCGAGUUUAAAGAUCUGCUGAAGGAAACGAAAAUCAUCACGUAUAAAAGCAAACGUAUGAUAGAAGAGAACGAACAACACUUGAAAGACAUUCUUGCUGUUCUUGAGAAUGAUAAGCGUUGGAUGCGCAUGUCUGAGAAUCAUGCUUCGGAACGUGAUAGAAUUUUGGAUGAGUAUAUCGAAGUUCUUCACAGAAAGGGUACACCACCACCGCCGACACAACAAGAACGUGAGCGGCGACGGAAAGAAACUGUUUGA
Molecule: messenger RNA, 2022 nt
Organism: Angiostrongylus costaricensis
Lineage: Eukaryota; Metazoa; Nematoda; Chromadorea; Rhabditida; Metastrongylidae
Source: the annotation of a GenBank genome assembly